CGCGCCGUUCGUUCUAGACGUGGUUUUGUGAACGAUCGUCGGAUUUUCACUUUUCAUUUUUAUUCAGGUGUUGGGAGAAUUUUGCCGGCAUUCGAAAAUCAUCACGCAAAGGUGUGCGUACGCGUGAUUCGUACAGUGUGAAAAUCCACCGUAACGGUGCCAGAUCUCUGUCAUUAUUUAUUUCUGGCAAACCUGGUCAGAAGCUAAGUAGCUGGCCUGCCAGGGUCGGGAUCCGUCUGAUCUCCAGACAUAUGUGAGUGAUUUACGAGAGAGGGUCGAUUCAAGCCGGGACCGUGUGAAAAGGUAUAUAUUUCCUUCAAUCAGUGUUGUAAGGGAGCGCACAAAUCCCUCCGCGGAAAAGCAAGAAACUGUUCUCACGUGCGUUCAAGUUGUCCUACAACGUGGCGAAAGAUUUAGAAACGCCCCUUGGCGCGCAGUGUUUGCCUCGAAACGCGUCAUCUGUACCGAAGCUGCCAGGAGCCAACGGAGAAAGAAAGCGCGCAGUGGGUGUCGACUUCUUGUGGGAGGGUUGGCAAAGGUAAAUUUCGCCUCUUUCGCGGUACCAGCGGUGUCCAAAUAUUGUGAAAAGUGAAAUAUUUUGCAAUCGAAUUAAUUUUUUUGAAAAUAACACUUGCCAAGGCGUGGAAAGGUGCUGGAACAGAAACUGAGUUCUCUCAUGCUGCGAAAGAUACGUGAAGUGUAAUAAUUAGUGGAAUGAAAUAGCAGUUGAGCAGUCAACGCAGUUCAUAGCACCGUAUGAGUUGUUCGAAACAAUUUCAACAGUUUAUUUUUGUACUGAUGACGGCAAUUUAAGGUGUACCAUUUUGAAAAAUCUGUUUGAAAGCCGAGAACAAAUAUUAUACCGUGAAUAAAUUAACAAGAGUGAAAAAAAAGUGUUACACAUCUGCAAAUUGCUACUCAAUACAUCUACAGAGAAACGAAAGAAAGAUUACGCCGCCACCAGAAUGAAGAUGUCAAAACUAUCCAAUCAAACCAACUCGCAAGAUCCGCAGGCCGUCAACUCGCGAGUGUUUGUCGGCAAUCUGAACACAUUUCAGUGCUCGAAAACGGAUGUCGAGCGAAUGUUUCAGCGCUAUGGAAGGCUGGCAGGUAUCUCCAUGCACAAAGGUUACGCAUUCGUCCAGUUCACGAACCCCUUCGACGCACGAAAUGCUUGUCAUGGAGAGGACGGUCGCACCGUGCUGAGCCAAACACUGGACGUCAACAUGGUCGCCGAACCGAAGCCACAUCAAACUGGCAGGAAACGACAGAACAAAUCAAAAACCGGAAACGAUUGGGAUUACUACUACGAUAGUUAUUACGCGUCGACACUUUUCGGACCGAUUCAGCAGCAGCCAAACUCACCGCCGCGGCCGUUGAAACGACAGCGAUUGAUGGGCCCAGGCCGGCUGGCACUGACAGGAAAGCUGAAUGGAGCUGGUCUAAUGGGAGGGCCCCAGGUGCCGCCCCAGCAGCAGGUACAGCACCCAUCCCAGCAGCAGCUCCAGCUGGCAGCGGUGGCGGCAGCAACAAGUCCUUCGGCAGCAGCGGCACUUGGCAGCUACUACGGAAUCGGAAAUGGCGUACAGACUGCGAACGGAUACAUCAACAAUAACAGCUACAUGCUAAACGGAGAUGUCAACGGAACCAUGUCCAGUUACACCAACGGACAGCACGUGGUUGGACCGUUUAAAGUUUAUAGUAAUCCAGACACACUGAUCUGUGGCAAUUGUCGGGAAAUGUUCACGGAUUUGACGGAGCUGUUGGACCACAAGAAAACUUACUGCAAGUUGCGAUUCACCUGCAAGUGUGUAUCACCUGCCACCACAAGAAACAAAACCAUCCCUCCGUCAGCCAAACUGCUGUGUGUGGCCUGCAAGGAUUCGUUCUCCAACCCGUGGGACCUAAUGGUUCAUGCCCAGGCGGCUCAUAUGGUGAACAUUUACGAGCUGGGUGAUUCUUCGGAUGAAGAUAAAUCCUCCACGGUGAGCGUCAGUUCGGACUCCCUCAGUCUAGCGCUCCCACCCGGUGACGGUUCCUGCAAGCGGUUGUCCAACGGCAGCACCGACAGCAUAGAAAUUUCUAACGACACUCAUCACGUGGAACUGGAUCAACAUGAUAAGGACAAAUCUUCCGAGCAGAACGAGGAAACGAACAUUGGCUGCAGUACCAACGGACGCCACGGUUUGCAAGGUGCAUCGUCCAGCCCAGAAGACAUCCACCCGCAGAACGGUGACUCCAAAGUCAACGGCUAUUUGACCGCAGUGAGCUGCAACGGUGCCGGCAGUACGGUGACACUGUCCCCGAUGCCAGCGACCAGUGGAACAGGGGAGUCACAGCCAGCCCGUGCCUGCAUCAUGACAGCCCUCAGCAUAGAUACCAAGUCGAACCCGGAAGCUACCGUCGCACUGAAGAUGGUAACAUCCACUCUGGGCAUUCAACUGGCAAAUGGAAACACGAUGACAGUGGCAACGCCGUAAGUUUAUCUACCAUCGCAGUCUUGCGGUUAUGCUCUCACGCAUUAGUCAAAAGGAUGAAAUGAUUCGCUUUCGCUUUACUGAGUCAAAAACAAAAACUGCUCGUGACGAAGGCAGCAUUUCAACCCGAUAGGAGCUUCAAAUUUUUAUAGUUACAAUCGAAAGUUACGUAUUGUCUCCUAGUCAUAUGUUUCUGUUUAUCCUGUAUGUAUAUUCCUAGCUUAUAAGUUGGAAGUGGAAUAAUUGUACAAGAUUGAAGAUAAAAAAACAACACAUCAACCGUUCUUCUAAAGAGUAACAAAAAGUAUUUACUGCUGCACCGCACCGAGAGCGACGAAACGCGGUUCAAGUUUGCUCUUCCGGUGAUCUUGCAAAGGUAUUUCAAAAAUUUUCGAAACAAUUAAGAGCUUAACAGUCGAUUUUGUUACAUGUAGUGCAUUUGUGGAAAAAAGCGUUGAAAUGUUUUGUUAGUUUUGUGACGAUAGGCGAAAAAAAUCUAAGAGGCCGUUUUAUUGAAAGUUAUGUAGUUAGGAAAUAAUUAAUAAUCCAAGAAAAAUUUCUGUUGUUAGAUAAACGACCAAAAUUAAGUCAAGUAUUUGAAACAAAACCACAAUGAGAAAAUAAAAACAAUGUACAUAUCAGAACAGCACAAGCACACAGAACACUAAACAGAAAAGAAUUAAAACGCAUAUAUCCUACGAUAUAAGUUUAUUUCAAACUGCUGAGAAAGGAAAUCGUGUAAAUAGUCAUCGUAAUCCAAUCACGUGACAGUGGGGUUUAUCCCGAAUAUAAUCAAAAUCGAAUUGAAUGUCUAUCUAGUAGUCUGCAAGUUGCGUUUCACUUUAUAGGGCUUCUAACCACCACAACCACUACAUACAUACAUAUGUCUACCAAUAUGUUAUAUGCGACGGACGUUUUGACAGCCGACAAUGAAUAUCAAUUUCCAGUUUACCAGCUCAGCAUUGUGGAAAGGCGCUCGUGAGUCGAUCCGUUUCUAAACCGCGCGCUAAUUGAUUUUGAUUACUGAUAUUCAACCUGACGUACGAAGGCGAAUACACGCACUUACUUCAAUGCAACUGUAGAUUGUUCAAUUAGGACUCCGUGACAGGUGUCAUUGUGCUGGACAACCAACAAUAUCAGUUAGGGAACAUCCAUAAAUGACGUAGCUUUUUUAAGUUUUUUUUGACCCCCUCCUCCCCCAUCGUAGCAUUUCGUCACAAAGUCAGGACCCCCUCUAGAUAAUUACGUAGCUUAUAGCUACCCCUCCCCCCACACAUAAUUUUUUUUUUUUGCAAAUUUUAUUAUCCAAAACAUACCUUGAUUUAUUAAUGAACAAGAAAAGACAAGAAAUGAAUAAAAAUGACCCUAAGCAGACAAAACAGUGAUAAAAAAGAACAAUUAGAUAAAAUCCAAUUUUUUUUCCUAGUUUCAUGUUUGCCACGUACCUUGGCUUGAACCCCCACCCUCCCCCUCGUCACAUUUCGUCACAAAACUGCAACCCCCCCUCCCUCCUCAAAUGCUACGUCAUUUAUGAAUGUUCCCUUAUGUAUGUAGUGCUUUCUUAUGCUUUAGAAUCUUACCUUUCUACCGCACUAUUAGCACUUCUAGUGGUAAUUUAUUAUUUCAUCCGAGCUGCAAUUCAAUGAAAAAUUGAUUACCUUCAACACGAUCUAGACUGGUUGUCACUCAACCACCUGCUCGCUAAUUGAAAGGGAAAAGUCAAACUAACCAAAUUAGAGUUUCAUUAAUUUUGAUGAGUUUCGUACGUUGGAAUUGACUUUUCUGGCACCUGACUGGACGGUCGGUGCAGCGCUCGAGAGCCACUGUCCGGCUGAAGUUGUUCAACUCGAUAAUGGGUACCUAGUUUGUUUUGUCAACCGAUAGAACUAAAGUCGAGGGGAAGUUGGCUGAUUUGAUGAUAAAAUCUACAUAUUUAUUGUGUUAAUAUAUAUUAUUAUGUUUACCCGGUUCAGCCCGAAUAGUUUACGACACCGUGGGUGUGAACCAGAGCGGUACCCAAUUAUCCUUCGACACCGAGGCAAAAUAACUGCGAGUACUUUUUACAGUAGGUACCUCCGGAACUACACAAAUAGGUAAUAAACUAGUUUCCGCUGAUAAUGAAGUUUAAUACAGAUUGAGAGGGUUUUUACACUUAGUUGUUGUAUGAGAGGGUUUCCGUCAGCAAAUUUUACAAUGCAACCGUUGCUCUCGAGCUUGGAAGGAAGGAACCACAAAUUAUGUUCAAUUAUAUUUAAUUUUUUCCUAUUUUCACUAUAUUGGCAGAAAGGUUUCAAUCAGACUUAGAAUGCCUCAUAAGACAUAGAAAGACGGAUGGCAGCUGCUUCUAGAAGUUUCAAUUACUUUUAUAGUAUUCAAAACAAUUUAUGUGUAGAUUUUCAACCUUCAAAAACAGUUGGAUUAAACUAUUUAAAGCUAGAGCGAAUAUCUGUAACCACCAUUACGUUAUCUUUUGCAUACUCGUAUAAAGAGUCACCGCCAUCACCAACCAUCAUUCCCAUCAAGCAUAUUAAAAGAUUUGCCCAUCUGUAAAGCUGUAAUCUGUAAAUUACCCCUUUAGUAUCCAUUAUCUAUACAUUGCAUAUUAGCUUAUUCAAUUCAUAAACAGAGGAUAAACUUAAAUAUCGAAAUCUGAAAAGGACAGUCGGGUUUGCUUUUCACCACCCAUCGGUGCAAAUAUCACCCGGUUUUCGAAAGACCGCUAGCACCUGCACAGGUUCACACAGUCCCGUAAGGCCACAGACACUUUCGUCUGUGACUCCGUACGUUUCGAGCACGCUACAAGCUACAUAGUCUCCCCGAUUUUUUUACUAAAUAUAUUAUAGCACACACACACGCAUACCGAUUGUAUCCACAACCUAACCCAAUCUGUCGGCAAACAUGUCAGAGAGAAAUGAAUUAAUUAUCUGCCCCACUACCGAAACUAUUAUUAUUCCUAGCACUGAAUUAAUUGAAAUGUGUAAUUUUAUUCUUUUUAUCGCGCGUUCGUUACUAGAAGAGUGCUGAAAGCGGAGUGUGUGUUGCUUAACCACUGACCGGUGCAAUCGGGGCCCUCUGGUAGUCCGCCGGUAGCAUCGACUUACCGUACACUGACAUACGUAGCUGAUUUUAAACGGCCAGGAAAUGUGUAAAAAGUGCUUUCCUCAGAAUAAGCGUACAUACAAGUAUAUUGUGUAUCCAAACAAAACUACUUAUGAUGAACUAACGUCAAACGGGACAGAUUGCAGGAGUAAAUUGACGAAGUAAAUGUAGUUAAUAGUUAAUUUAUAUACAUAAAAAUAUCCUUGAAAAAUAUACAAUGUAACAAAUAAAGUAAAUAAAUAGUAGAUAUAUUA
Wyeomyia smithii (pitcher-plant mosquito) is the source of this 5830-nucleotide messenger RNA. RefSeq lists its product as uncharacterized. Gene Ontology annotation, cellular component: nucleus. The record is from RefSeq and is a predicted model, not a curated record. Bases 966 to 2480 code for a protein of 504 amino acids. Lineage: Eukaryota; Metazoa; Arthropoda; Insecta; Diptera; Culicidae. The transcript has 10 exons. Gene Ontology annotation, molecular function: RNA binding.